AUGAUUCAGAUCUGUUGGACCCCAAACUUCACUUCCCCAUUAACACAGCCGUCCAGCACCACCGCCGGUGACCCUGGUAAGGAGACUAGAUGGGUAGGAGAUAAGGCACGGGAUGUGGACGGGUUCAAACUAUGGUAUUUUGGGAGGGUGGGGGGCAGGAACGAGGUAGGUAUCUUGGUUGAUAAGGACCUCCGUGAACUAAUGGUGGAGGUUAGGAGGGUGAAUGAUAGGCUAAUGACUAUUAAGUUAGUUGUUGGAGGUUUUACUUUGAACAUAAUCAGUGUGUACGCAACCAAAGCAGGCUUGGAUGAGGAAGUCAAGAGGUAUUUCCGGGAGGAUUUGGAUGAGAUGGUGCAUGGUAUUUCACAUACCGAGAAGCUUUUCAUAGGAGGAGAUUUCAACAGCCACAUUGGAGCGACGUCUAGGGGAUAUGAUGAUGUGCAUGGUGGCUUUGGUUUUGGAGAUAGAAACAGAUGA
Nicotiana tabacum (common tobacco) is the source of this 477-nucleotide messenger RNA. NCBI's taxonomy places the organism in Eukaryota, Viridiplantae, Streptophyta, Magnoliopsida, Solanales, Solanaceae. The record is from RefSeq and is a predicted model, not a curated record.